Molecule: messenger RNA, 399 nt
Organism: Symbiodinium sp. CCMP2592
Lineage: Eukaryota; Dinophyceae; Suessiales; Symbiodiniaceae
Source: the annotation of a GenBank genome assembly
AUGCCGUGGGGAGUGGGCUCCCAGGUUUCUCGCUCGGCCUCAAUCGGUCCCCGGCUGGGGCCAGGUCUGGCUGUGUCUGGUCCAGGAGGCGGUGACCGGCACUUCGGUGGCUCGUCCAGGGUUUCAGCCCGACUUUCUGGUGGCGUGGCCGACUUGGAACCGGAUGAACGUGCUCCUGUUUUCUUGGCUCCUUUGAGCCGUGCUGCUGGGGUGGUCCUGAUCCGCAGACUUUUGGCGAUAUGCUAUGAGAGCUAUCCGGCGGACCAACGGCCGGACUUGUCCCUCAUUGGCGUGCACAGUGCCAAGGUCACCUUCUUAUCCUUGGCUAAGCAGCUCUUGCUGGACGAAGCCUUGCGGCGAGAGCAAGGACACCACCGCCGCCGCCGGGUCACGCCAUGA